Molecule: messenger RNA, 1344 nt
Organism: Yarrowia lipolytica CLIB122
Lineage: Eukaryota; Fungi; Ascomycota; Dipodascomycetes; Dipodascales
Biological process (GO): meiotic chromosome segregation; mitotic spindle organization; attachment of mitotic spindle microtubules to kinetochore
Cellular component (GO): Ndc80 complex; kinetochore
Molecular function (GO): protein-containing complex binding
Source: RefSeq, a predicted model, not a curated record
AUGUCUAUGUACAUGACUCCUCGGAAACAAAAGCCCCAGGCGGUCAACGUCUGCUGGCCCGUUCUAGAUCUGGACGAGAUCAUCACGAUUCUGGCAGGCUUCGAGCUCAACUUGUCGGAAGAUCAGCUCCUGAAACCAACCCAGCAGGUGGUGGAAACCAUCUACAUUCGACUGGUCUCCUCUCUACUGGGCUCAGAUCUCGAACGGGUGGCCGAGGCGUUCAGCCAGUGCGCAGCCCAAACGCAGAACGAGUCGAGUCUCUACGACGGCUUUGUGUUGUUGGCAGUGCAAAAGCCGAUUUUCCAACUGUUCCAGGACUGUGGCGUGCACGACUUCUCCAUGGACGACAUUCUGCAUCCGACCGCGAAGCGUCUCAGGCUACUUCUUUCGGCAUUCAUCAACUACGCUCGUUUCCGCGAGUGUCGAGAAGAAUGGGCGCUGUACAUGAAACAGUCCCUGGAGGAAGAGAAUGUCAGAAUGGAGACACGAACCCAGGAGAGAAGGCGAAAAAUGGAGCGUCUCAAACAGCUGAGACUUCUGGUGGCAGAAAACUCACUCGAAGACGAACUGGCCAGCAACGAAGACAAAAAGGCGCAACUCAACAAAUUGGCUGACAUGAACGUUGAGCUCGUGGAGGAGAAAAACAACUUCAAGAGCAGGCUAAGGGCCGUGGUUUCCCGCUUGGACCAGCAGCAAAAUCUCGUCAAUAGGUUGAACGGAGACAUUUUUGCGCUCAGCACCACCGUUUCGCAAGACCCAGUGGCCCUAAGAAGCCAUGCAGACGCCAUGCACCAGCAGGUGGCCCACAAAAAGCAUCUCUCCGACACGCUGAGUCAACGGGCUCAGAAGUUGGACAUCUCCAUCCAGUCUCUCAAACAGUUCAGAAUCGACAUGGACGCUCUCAAGGCUGCGUCUCAGAACCUCGACACGGAGAAAUCCAACCUCGAAGAGAUUCACGACCGGCAUCUUCGUCUCUCCCACCUCUAUGACCAGUCUUCGCUGGAACUGGAGAAUGGGAAUAGAGAUGCCCGGAGGUCGCAGCACGAAUGUGACCAGCUGGAACAGAAGAUCCAGACGGUGAAGCAUCAAAUGGAGAAGCUGAACCAAGCCGCAGAGACAAGAAUGGCUACCCUGAGAAGACAGCUGGGGGUCGAGUAUGGCGAGAAAGCCCUAGUGCUGCAAAACAUUGGCAUUGUCAACGAGGAUAUCGCUGCCAUUGGGGUUGCUUCAGCCGCCAUGAGAGAGGCGUAUAUGGUUGAUUACAAGAAUGCCACAGCCGAGGCUGAACGGGCUCAAGCAAAUCUGGCUAGUUAUGUGGCCAGGUUGAAAAAUGGGAUGCUUUGA